Molecule: messenger RNA, 528 nt
Organism: Lachancea fermentati
Lineage: Eukaryota; Fungi; Ascomycota; Saccharomycetes; Saccharomycetales; Saccharomycetaceae
Source: the annotation of a GenBank genome assembly
AUGCAUUCUGUAGAGACCAGUCUUAAGUCCAUCUCGAGGAGUUACUAUCAGUCACAUGUGAAGCCUUUGAUUAGUCCGCUGCUUGAAAAUGUUGAGAGAGUGAACAUGUCUACUAUUUAUGCUGCGACAGCGAUUGGUGCAGCUCUUGUUCUGUUAAUGUUCUAUCCCUCUAGAAGUGGAAAGAAGCCUCGUUCAAAAGGCACGAAGAAGAAGAAACAGAGACAGCAUCAAAAUGAAGAUAAAAAGAAUUUGAGUCUCGAAGAUCAGAUCAACGCGGUGCACGAGAAGUAUGUCAGCGACUAUAAAACGGGGUUGGCAAAUCUUCUGGAAGCCUUUGAUGGUAAAUCUGAGCAACACGAUUACCAGAGAAAAUAUUAUAACGAAAUGCUUCUUAAACUAUUAAUUGAACUUGAUGGUGUUGACCUUGUGGGACUAGAAGGUGAGCGCAAGAAGAUUUUGAAAGAGAAAAGGAAACAAGCGAUCAAAGAAAUUCAAGGAGAUCUCAAAAAGCUGGAUGCUAUCUCAUAA